AUGGUCUUUGGUUCCUUCUUCUCCGUCUCAAAACUUGGUUGGCUGCAAGCGUCCCAUACCAUAUUUCUCCUUCUAUAUGCCGACGACAUCGUGGUAACUGGCAGUGAUUCCACUCACCUCCAACAAUUCAUCUCCUUUUUAGGUGGCCACUUUAACAUCAAAGAUCUUGGUCCACUCAGCUAUUUCUUGGGUUUACAGGUUCUUCAUAAGGAUGGCACUCUCCACAUCAAUCAACUCAAAUAUGCACAUGAUCUUUUAAAGAAAGCCAAUCUUCUCAACUCCAAACCCGUAUCUACUCCAUUGGCUGCCAAGGUUCUCCUCUUUGUCUCUGAUGGUGCUCUUAUCUCCAACCCAACCGAGUAUCGCCUGCUUGUUGGCAGUUUACAAUAUCUCACUCUUACUCGCCCUGACAUAUCUUUUGUCGUCAACACUGUUGCUCAGUUCAUGAGUGCUCCUCGCACCUCUCACCUUGUUGCCGCCAAACGGAUACUUAGGUACAUCAAGGGCACUAUUGAUCUAGGCCUCACCUUCACUCCUCAAACUGCCUCUACUCGCCUCUCUGCCUACUCUGAUGCGGAUUGGGCUGGGUGCCCCGAUUCUCGUCGGUCCACCACUGGAUAUGUGAUUACCCUUGGAACUAAUCUCAUCUCAUGGUGUUCCAAGAAACAGCCUACAAUCUCGCGCUAUAGUACAAAGUGA
Messenger RNA from Prunus dulcis (almond), 699 nucleotides. RefSeq lists its product as uncharacterized. The record is from RefSeq and is a predicted model, not a curated record. Lineage: Eukaryota; Viridiplantae; Streptophyta; Magnoliopsida; Rosales; Rosaceae. Bases 1 to 699 code for a protein of 232 amino acids. The transcript is spliced from 2 exons.